GCCAAGGGGUGCAGCUGCCACAGGCCCUGCAGUGGCACCUGACGAGGAGGAGGAUAGCCUGGAAACUGUCAUCCUCGAGGAGGAGGAGACUCUGCCUGCAGUGCCUGCCGAACUACAGCAGGAUGAGACAGAGGAGGCUGAGGCUGUAGAUGUCAUGCUGGAGAACGCCAGUAGCCAGGGACUGGGUGACGAAAGGACCGAUAAUGCCACUACUCUGGCGGAGGCUCGAGAGACCGGCCUGCCCUCUCAUCCUGGAUGGCUUUUCAGUGAAGAAACGCUGCAGCUUGCUGCAGCCCACGACAUUCGGUCGGCAGUGGUGGAUGGGAGAGAGGUUCUACUUCCCCGUCCCAAGCGACGUCCUGGAGUUGCAAGGCAGGCCAUGGGGAUGGCUGGCAAUCUGAGGACCGAGCAGCCUCCGUGUCCCCCGCUUGAUCUGGGUAUGACCAGUCCAGGCAAGGAUGAUGCUCUUCACCCCUUGCAGAGCGGUGCUGACAUGAGACGCUCACGCUGGCCUGGAUGGAAAUAUGCGCGAGCUGCCACCAACCCCAACGGCACAACACGACGCUGGCGCACGUCGCUUAUUGCCGUCAGUCUCCGACGCCCCUGGAGUUACAACUGGCGAAAGUUGUACAGGGAGAUGAACUGUACAUGGCAACUCCUUACCACCAGCACGGUGCAGGCUGCUUGGAGACUGACAUGCGGUUACCGCCUCGCGUUCAGCCGCCGUCACUGGCCGCAAAUUCAGGCUAAAUUGGCUGGCAUAACUGGCCAUCCCAAAUGUGAAGCCAUUCACCGUCUGAUUCGGGCCCACCAGAGGCUUGAGGAGCGACACCGCCCGGGGCAGCCUUCUGUCGUGCGAGCAUACAUGCUGGGAUCUGCCGGUCUGAGCACUGCCACCAUGACCUUGCACUCACGAUCAUGCCCCCUACUGUUCCCCGUGACAGGCGUCCAUUUCUAUUCGCCCCAUGGAAGGCCGACCGAUGCCCAGACCACUGCCGAGCACUACGUCUGUGCCAAACACUGGGUCCUGCACUCAGAUCACAUGCUCGACAAAGGAUGGGUAUGCUAUAGGCGAUCCAUGUUUGCUGCAAUGGGGUGUUCCAGUGACAACUGGACGAUAGGCUUGAGUCAUGACCUCUAUGUGGAACUCUUGAAGGCCCUGGAGGCCAUGCCUGCCCAGACGCAGCCACAGAUUGACGAAUACUACACGUCCGCAUCACUGCGAAGUGCUGGGCCCUUGACUGUGAUUUCAAUACACCGAUGCAGCAACAUGAACGAGCCGGACCCCGUGUUGCUAACUGGAAUAGCCGUCUCCCAUCUGAUGCAUCGUGAAUGGCGCAAAGGAGGGAAACACCUUCCACUCAGUGGAGCCAUACACCUUCGUCGCUUCGCUGCCCUCAAUCGGCCACCGCAACCUCCUAAGACUGGCUGGGACAAAUCCACGCUCCUGCACUUGGUGCGAGCACCAGACGAUCCCAGAGCCAAAGCCCUCAUACAGCAGGUGGCAUGCGACAUUGGCAGCUGCUCCAAUGUGCAGGACAUCAAUGAUUGCCUGGUGCAAGCCGCUAGCAUGCAUGCUCCUGUCGGAGCCCGAGCAAAUGCCAAUGCCCCGUGGCAGAUGGCCACUCUAGACACCAGUGUCAAGGACAUGUGGCAGCAUUAUCGUCAGUGGAAAGCCGCUGCCCGAGGUACAACUGCCACCAUUUGGAAGGUCUGGUUCCACUAUGCCAAGUUCCAAAAGGCACACAGAGCUUUUCGCUCAGCGGGCAGAAUUGCUAAACAGCAGUGGUACCAAGGGAAACUUGAUGAACUCAACAAACAUGCUCGCCGUCAUGAUGUCCGAGCCCUAUACCAGGGUGUGCGUACUCUUGCGCCGAAGUCACGUCGAGUGCAUGUUCAACUACGUGACGAGGAAGGUCAUAUCAUCACUCCAGCUGAGCAAGCAGCCCUCCUUCAACGUCAUUACGAGGCCGUGUACACAGGUCUACAGCCGCAGCCUCCUCGUUCUUCCCAGAUGCCAGCGCUGCAAGUUACUGAAGACCAACUGGGGCGUGCACUGUCUCUGAUGCCCACCCACAAGGCAGUACCACUCCACCUUGCCCCGCUGGCAGCCUGGAAACUCUGUGCACAGGUAGUUCUCCCCCGACUUACCGAGAUUGUCAAUAAUCUGGUUGUUACCCCGGAACUCUGGCACCCAGCAUGGUUAUCUUUGAUACCCAAGAUAUCCAAGCCCACGCUGCCGAAGCACCUGAGGCCGAUUGGACUCAGUGAGGUUUCCAAUCGAAUGGUCACCAAAGUCCUACAGGACCGUCUGCGUCCAUACGUAGAAAAAUACUUAGAGGACAUUCCCCAAUGGGCCUACAUACCUGGUAGGACCAUCUCCUUGAGUGGUACCGGAAUAUCAGAUAUGACUUUUCUAUUCAGGUUGCUAUACCGUUUAGCACUUGUCACGGAUGUUCGGUGGUGUCGCUAUUGUGGUCGAUUCUUCGCUACACACCGUUUGCGCAGGUCACAUGAAUCUCGUGCUCAUGACUCACAAACCCCACAGCCCCUGCCGGGUACCUAUGUGUUUAAUCGCUGGGAACAUAGUGUUGACGGCAUGCCCACAUGCAAACACUGUGGACACCACUUUCGCAAGUGGCACAACCUCCAGAAGCACAUCGUCAAGCGACAGUGCCGUGCCCUUGGUGUGUCUGUUCAGCCUGUACCUGCAGCCUUUGUCACAGGCGAGGUAAUCCGUGCCCCCUCUCACUCUGUCCAGGUCUGCUCUGCUUGUGUGGCCCCUGGCGCCUUGUUGCGGGUAUCCCUGCCGUUGUCAAUGGAGCCAAUGGAGCUCUCAGCACAGGAGAAGAACUUCUUUGGUGGAGUGUGCCCGUCCCUCCUCAACCCUGUAUCGAAACGGGAACGAGAGGAAGACUCCCCGGAAAUGAAGAAGGCACGACUCGAGGAAGCUGCCAGAUCAUGGCCAAGGCAGCAACCUCAAACGCCGAAAGGCAAGGGCAAAGGCAAAGGGAAGGGCAAGGGCAAGGGCAAAGGGGGACAGACCUCCUGGCGUACUUCAGGCCAUUGGAGCCAGACGGAGGAUCCUCACGAUCAUCGAUGGGGAGGCUCCUGGGGGCAAGACCUGACCUACCACGACCUACAGAGCACCGUACAGCGAUUGAGCCAGCUGACGCUGCGCCACGAAUAUGCCCUGGGCAACUUGCGACAAGACACCAGCAUGUUUUUGUUCGUCAAGCCGGGAGCCGAAGGCCUGAUUCCAAUCUUGUUCUCCGCGUCGGAGAAAUGGAUCCGGACUCAAGAAGAGAGCCCACAUCUCAUAGACUCGUCGCUACGGAUUGUAUUGAUGAAAGCCUUCCUCAUCGAGCUGUGCAAUCGACUGGCCAAUACUGCCAAGAGCGAAGAGAGCAUGCAAGCUGCCCGAGCCAUGGGGUGGUUGACGGAUGCUGGGGAGUGGAAAACUCUCAAGUGGGAUCCUGCCCUGGAGAAGCUUCAGGAAGUACCGGAUGCGGCUACCAAGACGACGGAGCGACUGAUCCUCGAGGCCAACGAACUUCGCAAAACCAUCAAUGCGGAGAAUCUCUAUCGAUUCCAGUCCGUUUAUGGACUUCGCAAGGAUCACCAGACACCUUGGGUCAAACUGGCGAUAGAAGU
Symbiodinium necroappetens is the source of this 3654-nucleotide messenger RNA. The record is from the annotation of a GenBank genome assembly. NCBI's taxonomy places the organism in Eukaryota, Dinophyceae, Suessiales, Symbiodiniaceae.